Salvelinus namaycush (lake trout) is the source of this 3452-nucleotide messenger RNA. RefSeq names its product MAP/microtubule affinity-regulating kinase 3-like. Lineage: Eukaryota; Metazoa; Chordata; Actinopteri; Salmoniformes; Salmonidae. The transcript is spliced from 19 exons. Gene Ontology annotation, molecular function: ATP binding; protein serine/threonine kinase activity. Gene Ontology annotation, cellular component: cytoplasm; plasma membrane. The record is from RefSeq and is a predicted model, not a curated record. The coding region runs from base 575 to 3037 and encodes 820 amino acids. Gene Ontology annotation, biological process: intracellular signal transduction; protein phosphorylation.
UUGGCCCGAUCCAACCCGUGAGUAGCCAUUUUGGUCCCACCUAAAACACUAGCCUCAUUCGGAAUCGGAGAUGGAAGAAAUUGAGCCGACAGCGAGUCAGAAAGAUAAACGCUAUUGAAACUCAGGAAUACAGACGGACAGGACAUCAAGGCACACAAGGAUUGCGUUACAAAAAGGAGCGAUUUUGGGACCGGUGACAACAACCAUCUGCCGCCCCCUCUGUCCGAGUGCUAUUCUAGCCUAGAUUGGAGCCAGUCUCCGAUAAUUACAUACAUUUAAGAGGCCAUGUAUGGCAUUUUUUCAAAUAAAAAUAUAGCUUAUCAACCUUAAUUUUCAAUAUAAAUGACUAUAGGCCGAGUGAGCGUUAUAGGGAAAUAGAUGUCAUCAUCACACUUUUUCUGCGUCCUCGGGACACCUUGAGACACAUUUGGAUUGGAUGGACCGAUGUUGAGACAGUAUCCAGAAUCCAUGGUUUUGGUCCAGAAGCAAGAGUACAAUCACCACCGUUGUAUUGCCAAAGAAGGUGCAGAAUUGAAUCAUCCGGGAAAUAGAGACAACAUUCAUCGAGAAUAAAAUGUCAACAAAAACUCCACUACCUACGGUCAAUGAGAAAGAGGCGGAAAGCCAUACGUCUCACAGCAAUGGGCGCCAGGAGGUCACCACGCGCUCCGUCCGCUCGGGAGUCCGCACCCGAAACUCUGGUGCCGACGAGCAGCCUCAUGUGGGGAACUAUCGGCUCCUGAAGACCAUUGGGAAGGGUAACUUCGCCAAGGUCAAGCUGGCCCGCCAUAUCCUCACUGGCAGAGAGGUGGCAAUAAAGAUCAUCGACAAGACACAACUAAACCCAAACAGCCUUCAAAAGCUCUUCAGAGAAGUAAGAAUAAUGAAGCUUUUAAACCACCCAAAUAUAGUCAAGUUGUUUGAGGUGAUCGAGACAGAGAGGACACUGUACCUGGUGAUGGAGUAUGCCAGUGGAGGAGAGGUCUUUGACUACCUUGUUGCACACGGAAGGAUGAAAGAAAAAGAGGCCAGGGCUAAAUUUAGACAGAUCGUAUCUGCUGUGCAGUACUGCCACCAGAAGCACAUUGUCCAUAGAGACCUGAAGGCAGAGAACCUGCUGCUGGAUGCAGACAUGAACAUUAAGAUAGCAGACUUUGGUUUCAGUAAUGAGUUCACCCUGGGGAACAAGCUGGACACGUUCUGUGGCUCCCCACCCUACGCCGCCCCAGAGCUGUUCCAGGGGAAGAAGUACGACGGGCCCGAGGUGGACGUCUGGAGCCUAGGGGUCAUCCUUUACACACUGGUCAGCGGCUCGCUGCCCUUCGAUGGGCAGAACCUCAAGGAGCUUAGGGAGCGGGUUCUGAGGGGGAAAUAUCGUAUUCCCUUCUACAUGUCCACAGACUGCGAGAACCUUCUCAAGCGCUUCCUGGUGCUCAACCCGGCCAAGCGGGGGACUUUCGAGGUGAGGGACGACAGCGAAAAUCAAAUCAUGAAGGACCGCUGGAUCAACGUGGGAUCGGAGGAGGACGAGCUUACGGCUUUUGUAGAACCAGAACAGGACAUCACGGAUCAGAAGAGAAUAGAUGUAAUGGUGGGGAUGGGCUUCUCUCCAGAGGACAUCCAGGAGUCUCUGGCCAAGAUGAAGUAUGAUGAGAUUACUGCCACCUACCUGCUGCUGGGGAGGAAGUCUUCUGAGCUGGAGCCCAGUGAGUCAACCUCCAGUAGCAACCUGUCCCUGGCUAAGCCCCGGCCCACCAGCGAGCUCAAUGGCCAGUCUCCCUCCCACCUCAAAGUCCAGCGGAGCAUCUCCUCCAACCAGAAACAGAGACGCUAUAGUGACCAGGUGGGUCAGAAUGUUCCCCAAGGGUCCGGAUACCCCAAGAGGAGCCAGACCAGCACGGUCGAAAACAACAUCAAAGAGGAGGGAGGGGUGCAGCUCCGCAAACCCAAUACCCCCGGGGGGCGCAGUGUCCCCCCCUCCAGCCCCCUGCUGGGGAACGCCAACAACCCCAACAAGGCUGAUAUUCCCAAUGGCAAGAAGGGUGCUACCCCCGUCUCCAACAAUAACACUGGCUCUGGCGGGAUGACGAGGAGAAAUACGUACGUGUGCAGCGACAAGAACGCUACGGACCGUCUCUCUGUCAUUCCCAAUGGGAAGGAGAAAAGUAUAACUGAGAUGUCUGCCUGUGUGACGAGUAGUCCGUUCUCUGGCUUUGCCCACGUGUUGGCUGGCUCGUCCACCUCGGUCCAGCUGAGGUACCAGGCCUCUGGCCCUCUCUCUGCCUGCCCCUCAGACUCAGACUGGGCCACGCUGCCCCACUCCCACUGCACUCUGGACUUCUACAGGCCCAAUGUGGCCGUGUCUCCUGGCCAGCGGAACCCUGUGGUGUCCACCCACAGCAUCACCAGCGCCACCACGCCCGACAGACUACGUUUCCCACGAGGCACAGCGAGCCGCAGCACCUUCCACGGCGGCCAGCUGAGGGAGCACCGCACGGCCACCUACAAUGGGCCCCCAGCCUCACCCACACUGUCCGACGACGACGCGCGCCUUACCCAGACUCGCAGCCGCGGCUCCAGCAACCUCUUCUCCAAACUCACCUCCAAACUCACACGCAGAAACAUGUCAUUCAGGUUUACCAAAAGAGUCUCAACCGAGUUUGAGAGAAACGGGAGAUUUGAGGGCUCAAGUCGCAAUGUACCUGGGGAUCAGAAAGGGGAAAAUAAAGACAGUAAACCCCGCUCCCUUAGAUUCACUUGGAGUAUGAGGACCACCAGCUCCAUGGAGCCUUGCGACAUCAUGGAAGAGAUACGCAAGGUGCUCAACGCCAACAACUGCGAUUUUGAACAGCAAGAGUGUUUCCUGCUGCUCUGUGUCCAUGGUGAUGGACAUGCUGAGAACCUUGUCCAAUGGGAGAUGGAGGUGUGCAAGCUGCCCCGCCUCUCCCUCAAUGGCGUGAGAUUCAAGAGGAUAUCAGGCUCAUCCAUCACUUUUAAAAACAUUGCAUCCAAAGUCGCCAACGAGUUAAAGCUAUGAACAAAAAGGGCAGAACUAUGUCUAGAAAGUAUUUAAGCUGUACAAUCAUUAAAGUAGCAGUUUCCUUUUUUUCUCCACAAAAUACAGUAUGUAUUGAAUGAUAAAAUGCCAAAAGCAUUCCUAUACAAUAAUCACUGAAUUACUAAUAGCUACAGUAUAUAAUCUGGUCAUGUUAGACCAUCAUAACAAAUUGAAUAUAGUUGGUCAUGCUGUGAAAAUGGACAAAGCUUUGUCUUUAUUUAUUUCAUUAAAGUUAACUUUGUUUUCAGUGUAAAUAAUGUAUCUUACUUUCAAGACAGCGACACAUUGUUAUACUCCGUUUGUUUUAUAUAUUGUUUGAAUUUAGGUGGAAUUUAUGUAAAUGCUCAUUAGGUAAGAACACCAGUGUCAAUAAAAAUGUCAACUUGACUCCGUA